Armigeres subalbatus is the source of this 1930-nucleotide messenger RNA. RefSeq lists its product as uncharacterized. The transcript is spliced from 3 exons. The record is from RefSeq and is a predicted model, not a curated record. Gene Ontology annotation, cellular component: membrane. The coding region runs from base 612 to 1688 and encodes 358 amino acids. NCBI's taxonomy places the organism in Eukaryota, Metazoa, Arthropoda, Insecta, Diptera, Culicidae.
CGCGGGCCCCCAAUUUCUCGCGUGCAUCCGACCGUCUCGGAUGUGGUGAGACUCGCGUCCAAAUACUCGCGUGGCUUCGCGGUCGAGGUGUUGCAGUUCGCGAGUGCGAUCAACCUAAACCCCGGUUCCGAGCCGGGCGUCGUCGUCGUCGUCGUCGGGACGACGACAUCUAAUCGAAUAAGGCAAUAGUGUUUAACAAACCCCGCACCCUCGGUCCAGCGAACUGUAUCAAUCGAUCCGUGUGUGGAAAUGUACGUGCGUCGAGCGGGUGUUGUGGUUGUUGCACGUGGUGUUUUUUGAACUGUUAAAGUUAUCGCGGUUUGGAUUGAAACAAUUGUUAAACUUCGAUCUGAUUUAUAUGUACAAGUUGGUAGAAACGGCAAACAAAAUAGUGAGGGGGGUCAACGAGCUGUGCGGGUGACUCAAUCAAACGACUGGACAGGCGGAUUAACUCUCGCAGCGGUGUCAAUAGCCAAGGAAAUUUAGUUCACAGAAGUAGUUUACUGUUAGCUUUCAUGUGCCGGUUUAUGUUGAGAAUGUGAAUUUGUUUUUGUUUUCUUGUGACUUCGGAUGGUGUAUCUUGUUCCACAGAGCGCAGUGCUGCUUGAUAAAUGGGUUUCUUGGUUAAUCGCAGUCGGGUGCUUGAUUUACGGUGGUCGUUAGCGCUGUCGUUGGUCGUGUGGGUCGCUCUGGUUCGAGGCGAUGGAUUUAAACUGCCGGACCAAACGGAUGCAGCUAUUGGAAAAUCAGCCGUUGGAGCACCGGUGGUGGAACCAGCUACCGGUGAAGGUCGUCGCCAGGGAAAACACCUGCUAGACUUCAUUGGACUCGGUACCGGAGGAAAUGUAGAUCCCUACCUGGCUCGCACUAAUGCCCAGUGUUUGAAUGGAGAACUCGCAGAUUGCUUCAAAUCGCAAGCCUUGAAUACCUUCACGGACUUCUUCGCAAAGGAUGUGUACCAAUUAACAUCUGAUGCCCGGAUCACCCGUUUGCCGGAAACUCAACUUCGCUCGUUCCAACAAGACCCGUUCGAAUACUCGGAAGAGCCCCGCCAGCUGGACUCCGAGUGGGACCAGCUCUACAAGUUCGGUCUGCGCCAACUCGAGCGUUUCGUCAAGUCCACCGCUCUCGAGUUCCAAAUUCCGGAUGAGGUUACCGAAGGAGGUCGCUACCAGGCCCGCUUCAUCGAUGAAAUCUCCGACGAAAUUGACGUCAUCGAAGACAAGAAAGCCCCACUCUUCACCCGUCACCGACUGAAGAAAAUCUUCAUCCCUCUGCUGAUCAUCCUGAAAAUCUUCAAGCUCAAGCUUCUCCUCUUCCUGCCAUUGAUCCUUGGGCUGGUCAGCUUCAAGAAACUGCUAGGAUUCGCCGCCAUCAUCAUUCCCGGUGUCAUCGGGUACCUGAAACUGUUCCGUCCGAACCAGAGCUGUUGCUCCAAUGAUCUGUUCUCCAACAACUAUCAACCACAGUACUCCCCGCAAGGUGUUGGAUCGGUCAGCUACAAUCCGUUCAAACCCUACCAGAACCAGUACUCCAGGCCGGAGCCCAACUUCGCUGCUCCAUAUGGAAACUACUAUAGGGAUGGCCAUGAUCUGAAGGAAGGAGGAGUCAAAUUCGGCGAUGAGCAAGCCUACCAGGGAUACUCCGAAUACCGAAGCAAUGAUAAAGACAUAAAAGCGGAAACCUAACCACUGAUGUAGCAGUUAGUAGUAGCACUUUUGUAUAAAUUAAUUUAAUUCUAUGUGAUUCAGAGCAAGAGACAGGGUGAUCGUGCGGAAGUAUGUGGAUGUGUGACGAAGUACCAUUUAUUUCUAGUUAGGAAAACCGAAUGACAAUACCGCGCGUAACAGUUUACCAGUUGCUACCAGUGUAAAUAUUUAUGUUAGAAAACUAAUUAAAAUUGUGCUCACGGAGAUAAUUUGAAAUGUGA